UACAAACAAUAAUCAGUUAAAAACAGAAUUACAAAAAAAUUAACAGAAAAAAAACAAUGAAGAACGAUAAGCAAUUACAAACACAAUCACAAAACCCCAAAUAUUAAAUUGUUAGAAUUGCAAAACCAAAUAAACAGAUUUAAAAAAAACAAAAAAAAAAAACAAUACCAAACAAAAGCACGCGCCCCGUAGGGCAGAUCUUUUGUAAAAACUAGGAAUGCUGAUCUAAAACCAGUAAGGGCGCCAUGGAGUCGUGUGCCCUUUCUUCGCUUUAAAUGGGCGGGGUGGCAACUAGGAGUGGCCAGGUAUUCACUGAGCCCACCCCUGGCCGCCCCUAGAUCCGCCCUUGGCCCUGUUGGACACGGAUACUGGAGACUUGCCCCCCCCCCCUUCUCGGCGUCGAGGGGUGGCAACUAGGAGUGGCCAGGUAUUCACUGAGCCCACCCCUGGCCGCCCCUAGAUCCGCCCUUGGCCCUGUUGGACACGGAUACUGGAGACCCCCCCCCUUCUCGGCGUCGCGGGGUGGCAACUAGGAGUGGCCAGGUAUUCACUGAGUCCGCCCCUGGCCGCCUCUAGAUCCGCCCUUGGCCCUGUUGGACACGGAUACUGGAGACUUGCCCCCUCUCCCCCGCCCCCUUCUCGGCGUCUGCUGAGCGUUUCCUGCUCGGCUAUCGGCCGCAGCAGUUGGGGUGCAGAUCGGAGGGCCUCUGGUGUUCCUCCGCACUGACGAGUCUCAGUCCUGGUCCGCGGCCGUUCCGGAUCGGGGGGGCCGCCGCCGCCGCACUUCCGUUUCUUUCACCAGGCAACAAGAGUUGGGCCAAACAAACUUUGUUUUGCGGUCGUUGUAAGUGACCGAGAAACGAUGCGUUGCAGUGCGUAGCGACGACGCUGUUUAGUUUGUUUGUUUGUUUUAAUUAAUGACAUUUGUGAUUUUGCCUCGUGCAUGUAGAGAAGGCGCGCGCGGGGGGGGGCGGCACGUGCACGUACAAAAACACUCAUUACGGGAAGUUUAAUCGCUCUCGCGUGCCCACCGUUUUGAUAGCUUGGACGCUCGGACCAUAAUACACGCAGGUCCGAGUCCCCGAAGAGUAGAAGAGCCCAACUCCACCCGCCGUCUAUAAAACCCGCGUGCGCGGAGCGUGCGCCUCAUCUGAGCGGUCCUCUUGUCGUCUCGCGCGUCGCCGCCAUGUCCCGGCGCGGACUCGGGGACCGCCAGGUCCGGGAUCAAGUCGCAGAUGGGUCGGCGCCGCAGCGUCGCCGGUCCCGCUGGUGCCGGUGAAGAAGCGACGGUCUGCGCACGGACGACGCCGCCGACGACGCCCGCUGGUCCACGUGAUGCCACGCAGGCAACUCGACUCGUGAAGUUGUAGAGGAAGCGCGAGCGCCCGGUGCACGGGCUUGUGGGUAUUCUGCUCUCCCGCUUUAGUCGCGCUUGUGGCUUUCUUGCUUGUUCGUUUGCGUACCUUUGUGAUCCGACCGCGAUGAAGCUGAAGAGGUACUUCCGGGGCAGCAGGGGGGUGCUGGUCUUCGUGUUCUUGGCCUCCGUCGCGUGGCUGCUGCUCGACAUGCUGGCGCUGCGCGUGUCCAUCGACGACGCCAGCAGUCAGCUGCUGAGGGCGCGCGCGAUGCGGGAGGGGGGGGCGGAGGUGACCCGCGGGUCCAGGCAGGGGUUCCAGCACCCGGUGCAGGUGGUGGAGCUGGACCGGGGGCUGCGCGAGGCCAUGGACCAAAUACUGGACGCGUACAGGCGGAACCCCGAGAAACGGGGCCACGUGCAGAAGAACCGCAGACCAAACCCCGAACAGCAGCGACGGGCCCCGCCCGAGCCGGAGGACUCCGAGUCCGCCGCGCUUAAACCCGGCUCGGAUCAGGUCUUAGCCAGGCAGGGGUCUCUGCUUAAAACCCAGCCCGCACCUGCUAAAAAACCAGUGAACUUAAAGCCGGGCGAAUCGGAAGCAGAACUUGGGACAACGGAAGUCCCGGGUUCCAUUAAAGGGCCGUUGCCCGUUGUGGUUUCCUAUAAGAACAAAGUGCCGCCUGGCGUUCAGGGGGGACGUCUGGGUCCUCUCCCUACUUCAGAGAGGAAACCCCCCAAAGGGAAGGAUGCAAUACCGAAGGCCAAAGAAACUAUGGGCUCAAAGGCGGCCGAGGGUGUUGGGGUGGCGGCCAAGGGUGUUGGGGUCGCGGCCGAGGGUGUUGGGGUCGCGGCCGAGGGUGUUGGGGACGCGGCCGAGGGUGUUGGGGUCGCGGCCGAGGGUGUUGGGGAGGGUGUUGGGGUCGCGGCCGAGGGUGUUGGGGUGGCGGCCGAGGGUGUUGGGGACGCGGCCGAGGGUGUUGGGGUCGCGGCCGAGGGUGUUGGGGUCGCGGCCGAGGCCAGAUCUGGCGGACAAGAAAGCAGGCUCAAGGUGGAUCAACCCCACUCUGGGAAAAUAUCUUCCAAACACACCAAAGAGGGAAAAGAAGCCAAGGCUCCUGUCAGAAAUGACCCAGAUGAAGUGAAGAGGCCCCCGACACCCACCAUCAAGCCCGACGUCCAACUAGCAGCAGACUCCAAGGUUAACGCCAGCGUAGUUCGAAAACCAGGUGUCCAUAAAGUGCUUUCCCUAGAUGUGACCCACGCUCCCAGAGAUGCCGGGGCGGUGGGCCAGUUCGGACAGGCUGCAGUCGUCGGCAGUGACAAGGAGAGGGAGGUGAGGAAGAGAUGGGACGAAGGCCAGUUCAACGUCUACCUGAGUGACCAGAUCCCGGUGGACCGCGCCAUCCCAGACACCAGGCCUCAGAUGUGUGCAGGAAACGUGGUCCAUGAUGACUUGCCCACCACCAGUGUGAUCUUCUGCUUUGUGGAUGAAGUGUGGUCCACGCUGCUCCGUUCUGUGCACAGCGUUCUCAACAGAUCGCCACCGCACCUCCUCAAAGAGAUCAUCCUGGUGGACGACUGCAGCUCCAAAGACUAUCUGAAGGCUCAGCUGGAUACGUACAUGUCACAGUUCCCAAAAGUCCGAAUUGUUCGUCUGAAGGAAAGGCAAGGCCUGAUCAGAGCCAGGUUGGCUGGAGCUGCCAUUGCCAAAGGUGAGGUCCUUACCUUCCUUGACUCCCACGUUGAAUGUAAUGUGGGCUGGCUGGAGCCGUUGUUGGAGAGAGUCUAUCUGGAUAGGAAGAAAGUGGCCUGCCCAGUUAUUGAAGUCAUCAACGAUAAGGAUAUGAGUUAUGUGUUGGUCGACAACUUCCAAAGAGGUAUUUUCAAAUGGCCUUUGGUGUUUGGCUGGAGCACACUUCCAGAGGAGUACAUCAAGAAAAAUAACAUGACCAUCGCGGACCCUAUCAGAUGCCCAGUUAUGGCUGGGGGUCUUUUCUCUAUAGACAAGAAAUACUUCUAUGAACUUGGUGCCUAUGAUCCUGGACUAGAUGUAUGGGGUGGCGAGAACAUGGAGAUCUCAUUCAAGAUCUGGAUGUGCGGAGGGGAAAUCGAGAUUAUCCCCUGCUCUCGAGUGGGACACAUUUUCCGAGGCCAGAACCCAUACAAGUUCCCCAAGGACAGGCAGAAGACUGUGGAGCGUAACCUCGCCAGGGUGGCCGAGGUAUGGCUGGACGAGUACAAGGACCUGUUCUACGGCCACGGCUACCACCACUUGCUGGACAGAAAAUUAAUUGACAUUGGCAACCUCACGGAGCAGAUUGAGCUGAGAAAGAGGCUGAAAUGCAAGAGCUUCAGGUGGUACCUGGAGAACGUGUAUCAAGAUUUCGACGCUCCCUUAGUCAAAGCCGAGGGCCCGGUGUUGAAUCGUGGCUUGAGAAAAUGUCUCGCUCUGCAGAAAGGCGCUCUAUCCUUUGAGCAAUGUGAUCUCAGCAAGCAGAGUCAGCGCUUUAAUUACACCUGGAUGAGGCAUGUUCGCCAGCAAGACUUGUGUGUCGCUCCUCAGGGCAGACAGACGGGCCUGGCUCUGGAGCAGUGCGACGGUGCCAAGCCCAACCUCCGCUGGUUCCACAAGGCCUCCAGCUCAUCACUGGGGGAUCACCUCCUCGCAGAGAUUGCCCCCCAUGAUGUGUGCCUCGAGGCUGGGCCUCAAGGUAACACCAUCUAUCUCAACAAGUGUGAACCCAAAAAUGCCUUCCAGAAGUGGCAGUUCACAAACUACUACACUCACCGACGGGGUUGAAGGAGUUUAACAAGUGUUGAAUGGGCACUAGAGACUCCUGCUGGCCUUACACGACAGUAUACACUCCCUCUCUGGUACAGCGUCCACAAAGAACUGUCCAAAUGAAUUCCAGGAUUUUGUGCGUUUGCAAUAAUAUGUGUUGUUCUCAUGCUGUGCCGUGCCACAGUCAAGGAGAUGGUGUGGGGAUGUGCAAUGGUUUUGUUGACCUUUUUUGUCGAGCAGCAUAAAGACUGAUGCUGAGUCAAACACGAGGACACGAGUGGCGAGAACAUGAAGCCACCGUGGGAGUUAUAAUUACAAUUAUCAAGUUUUGCACAUAUUAACAUUUUUGGUCUGGAGUUGAGGCGUGAAAAUGGACUCCAGAUGUGCAGAGAUGAUUGUAUAAAACUGGAAAAACACCACUUGAUGACAGGUUAUCGCUGCCGCAUAGGACUUGGCUGCCAAGGAUAAAGAUAAAACGGGGCUUCAUAGAUGUAAAAAAAAAAACUUUCACUCACAAUGCUCAUUGUUUGGAAUGAUUUUCUUGUAAAACUGCAUGCGAUUUUUCAUGAGCUUUUUUCUACAUUUGUAAGAUGCAUCACAGCUGAUGUAGACCGUGUGCUCUACAUUUACCAUCUUUCAUGCUGUUGACUUUAAUUGGUGAAGUCUAAUCAGAUAUUUGAGAUAAACGACUUUUUGUGGUUGCAGCCCUUCCCGUGGUUCGGUCCAGCCUCAGGGUUUUAUGAAGUGUUUCAUUUCGAGGUGCACAUUUCUUGCCGUCACUAGAGGGAAACAUUGGUACACUAUAUCCAGUGAACUUGUGCUGUGAUUUAGGGAUUUUAUUACCGAUCAUCAGACUCCUACCUACAAGUCGUUACAUCUCUUUAAAAAGCCAAAUAAAGAG
This is a messenger RNA of Lampris incognitus (smalleye Pacific opah), 5040 nucleotides long. RefSeq names its product polypeptide N-acetylgalactosaminyltransferase 5. Bases 1482 to 4157 code for a protein of 891 amino acids. The record is from RefSeq and is a predicted model, not a curated record. The transcript has 10 exons. Gene Ontology annotation, cellular component: Golgi apparatus. Lineage: Eukaryota; Metazoa; Chordata; Actinopteri; Lampriformes; Lampridae.